AACGGCAGGCUUGAGGACUUCCGGGUCAUCUCAGAUUGAGUGUGUUGUUGACUCGAGCUCGGUGUUUUCUCGUUAUUCUAUUUUCUCUGUAAAUGUCGCAAUGAUGUAGAUAAGAGGAAUAUUUGAGACCCUCCAUGACACGCGCGACCGGCCUCCGUCCCCGCGGGAUUCUGCGUGAAGACUGUGAGGAGUGAACGACUGUAAGGAGGAUGUGGCAGAGUGUUGGUUUGACGGUGUUGGUGAUCGUGGCCACGCUGAUAUGUGUCCUCCUCUUCAUGCUCUUCGGGUGGUACGUGGUGUGGCAGCUCUUCCUGUCCAAGUUUAAGUUCCUGCGGGAGUUGGUGGGUGACACCGGUUCCCCGCAGGCAGAAACCGAGCCCUCCGAGUCCGAGAGUGAACGCAGCUCGCCCUCGACACCCCGCCACCGUCCCAAGACCGCCCGCCAACGGGUCGUCCCUCCUGACAGCACUACAUAGAGCCUGACCC
Molecule: messenger RNA, 486 nt
Organism: Rhinichthys klamathensis goyatoka
Lineage: Eukaryota; Metazoa; Chordata; Actinopteri; Cypriniformes; Leuciscidae
Gene: smim13
Product: small integral membrane protein 13
Exons: 3
Coding region: 210-476 (88 amino acids)
Source: RefSeq, a predicted model, not a curated record